Eruca vesicaria subsp. sativa (arugula) is the source of this 949-nucleotide messenger RNA. The record is from the annotation of a GenBank genome assembly. Lineage: Eukaryota; Viridiplantae; Streptophyta; Magnoliopsida; Brassicales; Brassicaceae.
GACAACAUCAAACUUUAAACCCCUAAAAUCAAGAAAGGAGAAAGAGGAGAAGAAGAAGAAGAAGCAACAAAAAAAACAGAAGCAAUGUCUUAUUCUUCCCUCAAAUUGCCUAUCUUUCUCAUUCUCUCAUCUCUUCUCCAUGCUGCUUUAGGAGAAGACAUCAUAUGCGAGAAUCUGCCCACAAAUAUGUGCGCGUUCUCGAUAUCAGCUGCCGGGAAAAGAUGUUUAUUGGAGACAGCUAACGUCGCCGGAGAAUACACUUGCCGGACUUCCGCGGUGGAGGUUGAAGGAAUUGUGAACCACGUGGAGAGCGAUGAGUGUGUAGCCGCUUGUGGUGUUGAUCGGAAAACCGUAGGAAUCUCUUCGGACACAAUGAUGGAGGCAGGGUUCGCCGCAAAGCUUUGCUCUUCGGCUUGUUUGGAUUACUGCCCUAACAUUCUUGAUCUUUAUUUCAAUCUCGCCGCCGGUGAAGGUGCAUUUUUACCUGAUCUAUGUGAUGCUCAACGGACAAAUCCCCACCGUUCGAUGUUGGAAAUGCUCGAUUCCGGCUCUGCUCCUGGGCCUGCUCUAGCUCCGGCUGCUAUGUAAAAUUAAUGUUAUUUAUUUCACGUGUGUCAUGAUUUAUGUUUAAUAUUUCGAUUGAUGAUCAUAUCUCUUAAUAUGCUUUGAUGCUAGCUCAUCAAUUGAUUCAUAUGAGAGAAGACGAUACAGAGUGAGUUUGAUUUUUGGUUCUGUUUCUUACCAUUUCCUCAUAUAAUAAUACUUUGGAAAUAUCAUUGUUUUGUUAUUGUUAUCAUGUUCGAUAUAUAUGCCAUGUGCAAUUGUAACUUAUAAAUUUGGUAAUAUCUAUUUUUAAUAAAUACGAUUGUACUGUACAUCUUCGAGCAUGGACAUGUGUUUUUGUUUCAUUUUCUCUUGAAUCGUAUCGUGUUUUUUUUUAAUAAAAGAG